Paralichthys olivaceus (Japanese flounder) is the source of this 1377-nucleotide messenger RNA. NCBI's taxonomy places the organism in Eukaryota, Metazoa, Chordata, Actinopteri, Pleuronectiformes, Paralichthyidae. The record is from RefSeq and is a predicted model, not a curated record.
AUGCUUCUUGUUUCGCACAGUCACCCAGCCGACCUGUCUUCCCGGCUGCUCGGGAACUGCUGGGGGGGCUGGAGAAGCUACAGCUAUGUGGCUCGCACCGGCUACUGGGGACUGGCUCACUACAUCGCUACACAAUCUACUCUCCAUGGAGACAUCUAUUAUAAUUCAGUGCUGGAGGAAAUGGAGCUGGAGGGCCAGGACUUCAAGGCUGAUUCUUGGAGCAUGGCUGUGGACAAUCGAUAUUUGCAGUCACAUCGCAAAAAUGUCAUCAAGAGGCAGGAUGUCAUCUAUGAGUUUAUUCAGACAGAGCUACACCACAUGCGAACGCUGCAUAUCAUGGAGAGGGUGUUUCAGCAGGGCAUGCUGGAGGAGCUUCAGCUAGAGCCCAGCACUGUGCAUGCUAUUUUCCCCUGUUUAGAGCCACUGAUCAGGAUACAUUCUCAGUUUCUGGCACAACUGCUACUGCGGCGUAACAGUAGCCUGCAGUCUGGAUCCAUCUUAAAUUACACUAUUGGCCAGCUGGGAGACAUACUACUACAGCAGUUCUCAGGCCAGUGUGCAGAUGACAUGCAGAAGACCUAUGCAGAGUUCUGUAGUCGCCACUUGAAGGCUGUUAAAUUGUACAAGGAACUGCUGGCCAGAGACAAGAGGUUCCAGUGUUUUAUACGACGGGUGAGUCGUGGACCACUGCUACGUUGCCAUGGGGUUCAGGAGUGCAUCUUGUUAGUGACUCAGCGGAUCUCCAAGUAUCCUGUCCUUAUUCAGCGCAUUCUGGACAACACCACUGAUGAUGAGGAAGAAGCCUCUUCUCUGGCACAGGCUCUUACAAUGGUCCGAGAACUUCUCAGUUCAAUAGAUCAGCAGAUGGAGGAGAUGGAGAAAAUGCAACGGCUGCAAGAGAUCCAGGCCAAGCUGGACCCUCGGGCUGAGGCCCGAGUCAGGCUUGGUGGAGUUUUUAAGCCUGGAGAAUUGCUUCGUCGGAAACUAGUCCAUGAAGGCCCACUUUUCUGGAAAACUCCAGGAUCCCGGCUCAAAGCUCACAGAGAGCUAAUAUUAAACAUCCCUGAAGACAGCGAGGAUGGCAAGGAUCCCGUUAAGUUCAUGUCCGAGGCAUUGAUAUUUCAACAGAAAGAAGCUGCAUUGCGCUGGGCCAGGAAUCACAAGCUGACGUACCAAGGUACCACUAUAAGAGUUUAUCAAGAUGUCAGCACGAUGCUCGCUAAAAAGAGAGCUGUGUUAAACGGUGUUAAGCAAGCCUUGUACCGGAGGAAUGUCAGAUUUCACCUGCUAUACCCGGCCCGGCUGCGCGUGAUGUACGAGGAUGACCUGUUUACCUUCGACUCGCCUGAUGAAGCUCAGAAGUUUGUUAAGGAGUAA